AUGAACAAAUUAUUUUUUUUCUUUUGUUUUUUUUUGAACAUAUUUUUUUAUAAAGCAUGUUGUGAGAAAACGGCGCUGUUGCCUUUUUCGGAUAUUCUGUCAACUGUGUCAGAUAUAGCAGAUGCUGUUUCACCGAAAGGGGAGGAUGACGUCGAGCCAAUUUCAGAACCGAUUGCCCGAAUUAAUUUAAAAAUUGUUCCUUCAAAAAAACUAAAUAUCAGUAAGAAUGAUAUGGUGUUUUUAUUAUCAGAACUUAAACAAGAGAUUAGGAGACAAGUCAAUAUACUAGAAGAAGAAUUAGAAGAAAAGGAAAGAAUUCGACGAAGAUCUUCAUCCUUAUGGUCAACUAAUAAUUCUUCAGUUUAUGUUCCCGAAGAAGGAGAUAAUAAACAGAUCGAAAACAUUGAUGAUACAGAAAAGGAGGAAAUAGAAAAUUUGUUGGACUCUUUAAAUAAGAUUGGAAAUGAUGAAAAUGAGAAAAACUUGGAUAAUAUUUCUUUUGACAUAAAAAUUAACAAAGACGAAAAAUUAGAGGAUAACCAAGAAGACAUUAUAAAUUCUUCGAGACUUAAACAAGCAUCUUUCAGGAAUGGCCCUAUAACACCUCGAUCACCGUAA
This is a messenger RNA of Plasmodium berghei ANKA, 618 nucleotides long. Its product is annotated as secreted ookinete protein, putative. Bases 1 to 618 code for a protein of 205 amino acids. The record is from RefSeq and is a predicted model, not a curated record. NCBI's taxonomy places the organism in Eukaryota, Apicomplexa, Aconoidasida, Haemosporida, Plasmodiidae. The transcript is spliced from 7 exons.